Messenger RNA from Drosophila rhopaloa, 1291 nucleotides. RefSeq names its product cyclic AMP-dependent transcription factor ATF-7 (gene Atf-2). The transcript has 2 exons. NCBI's taxonomy places the organism in Eukaryota, Metazoa, Arthropoda, Insecta, Diptera, Drosophilidae. Gene Ontology annotation, biological process: regulation of transcription by RNA polymerase II. Gene Ontology annotation, molecular function: DNA-binding transcription factor activity, RNA polymerase II-specific; cAMP response element binding. The record is from RefSeq and is a predicted model, not a curated record. Bases 72 to 1211 code for a protein of 379 amino acids.
CACAUCACUAAAAGUGUUUUGGAAAAGGUUUUGUUUUGUAAAUAACAAUGUUUUUGAUGUAACUCCUGGCCAUGGACACCGCCGCAGGCAUGGAUGACCUGGCCAGCGUGUCGUUCGCCGACUUCGAGCCAAAAGCCACCGAGGGGGACGUUUCCUGCUACCAGAACUUCCGCCAACAAGCCAAGCACGACAUCUCCCUGGACCUUUCGCUCGGCCAGAAGUCGGAUAACCUGUUUGCCGCCGACCAGACGCCCACACCCACGCGCCUGAUCAAGAACUGCGACGAAGUGGGCCUCUUCGAGGACCUGCAGCACGUGAACCCCUUUGACAUAGGCUUCCAGCGGGCGGCGGAGCAAAAUGUCAGCGGCACUCCCAGUCGCCCAGAGGCGCCUCCCCUCGACGGCGAGUCCCUGCACACACCCCAGGUGUACCCGCUGGAGACGACGGUGACAUCCGCUCCGCCCGGUAACCCGGUGACCAGGAGCGACAGCUGCAGCAACGUAGACGUGGAGCAGCUUCUGGCCACCACUGGCAACACUCCGCCAGGAAUCUGUGAGGAGGGCCCACCACCCCUGCAGUUGAUCCAGCCCCAGGUCAUCACUUGGGUGCUGCCUGCCCAGUCCGCUUCCGUUCCCGUGGUCUCAGCAGAUUCCCCCAGGGGAAAACCCCAGUGUGCCAUUCGUCCCUACAUACUGCCCAAGCCUAGUGGUCAAGGAUCAGAUAGGGCCAGUCGAAGGCCGGAGCCCAUUCUGGUCACCUGCAACCCACCUCCCCCCGAGCCCAGUAGCGCCAGCCUGACGCCCACAUCACAACUGCCCAUCAAAGAGCGACUGAAGGCUAUCCUGCACAGCAAUAACAGCAGACGAAACUUCUCGACGCCGCCGAAGGCAGCGAAACCAAAGGAACGAGGUCGGGAUGAGGACUGCAUGGAGCGACGGAGAGCAGCAGCCUGUCGCUACCGCAACAAAAUGCGAAACGAGCACAAAGAUCUGCGCAAACAAAAUGCCCGGCUGCAGCAGGAGAACCUGGAGCUGCACGAGAGGAUCGCCCGACUGGAAAAGGAGCUCCAGCAGCAGAAAAGUCACAACGGUUUAGCUGGUGUUGUGGCCAACCAGCUGCAGGUUCCACCAUCCAGCAUACACUUGUUUAUCAAUGUGCCUAACAUGAUAGUGCCUCCCUAUGCCAGCAACGCGAGCGUGGCUAAAAACUGACUUGUGUGCCCUGUUUAUCCAUUUAUUUUCUGGUGCCAUGUAAAUAAUCCUAUCUUAAAUAUUUAAUUGUACAAAAAGGC